AUGGAGGAGUACGAGCGACUCGGGCAUAUGAAGCGUGUACCGCACGACGCAGACGCGUCAUCUCAACACGUUUACAUUCCGCAUCACCCCGUGAUUCGCGAAAGUAGCACCACCACUCGGUUACGGGUCGUUUUUAACGCGUCGAAUCCGACGAGCAACGGCACGUCGCUGAAUGACCACUUGCUAACCGGGCAAAAGUUGCAGACCGACUUAGCUGCCAUUCUACUAAGAUGGAUGCUACCUCGAUACGUGUACUCCGCCGACAUUACAAAAAUGUAUCGUCAAAUCGAAAUCGAUCCUCGUGACGUCAACUAUCAACGAAUCCUAUGGUUCGAUCGCGAAUCUCGAACCAUCAUCGCGUUCAUUCUGUUAGUCCUAACGUACGGAACGGUUAACGCUCCUCAUGAUGCGCUUCGCGUUCUGGAACAACUAGUUCGGGACGAGGGAGGCUUAUUUCCGUUGGCGGUUCCGGUGAUUCGAAAGGGCCGGUAUAUAGACGACUUUCUCUUCGGAGCGGACGACAUACUGCUACUUCGUCAGACGCGCGAUCAAGUAUGCGCGUUACUAAGUCGGGGGCGGUUCGAAUUACGUAAGUGGGCGAGCAACUCUCCGCAACUUCUGGCCGACAUUGACGUCGAAAAUCACGGAUUAGCGUGUUCGAAAACAUUGCAAGCCGAUGAGCAACUGAAAGUGCUCGGAAUAAGCUGGAAGCCUGCCCUCGACGUGUUCCAAUUCGACGUUUCGCUCCCUCCGUCCAUUCCAAAGACCAAAAGAUCCAUUCUAUCCUUGGUAGCGAAAAUCUUUGAUCCGUUAGGGUGGGUCACGCCCGUGACAGUAAACGCAAAGAUCUUUCUGCAACAACUCUGGCAGGCGAAAGUGGACUGGGACGAAGCCAUCGCGGACGAUCUUCUCGCGCAGUGGAAGACGACUCACGCAUCCCUGGCGACGAUCAAUGGUCUUCACGUAGACCGUUGGGUACGAUACGGUUCCGACACGGCGAACUGCAAACUUCACGGCUUCUGCGAUGCCUCCACCACCGCGUUCGCGGCCGCAAUUUAUAUUCGCGUCACCUCCGUUACAGGCGAGACCACUUCCAGGCUGCUCAUCGCCAAGUCAAAAGUCGCUCCGAUCAAAUCUUUAAGUAUUCCUCGGUUGGAAUUAUCUGCUGCCGUUUUAUUGGCUCGGCUGUUAGAAUUCGUGCGAUCAUCGCUACAACUGACUACCAUACCUUGCUUCUGCUGGACGGACGCUCUCGUCGUGCUAGCAUGGGUGACUCAACACCCUUCAAAGUGGAAAACUUUCGUUGCUAAUCGCGUCUCAGAGAUACAAUCCCGCGUCCCGUUCGCUACCUGGAGACACGUGCCAACCGAAGAUAAUCCGGCCGACUGCGCUUCUCGCGGCAUUCUUGGAUGCCAUCUCGCGUCCCACCAUUUGUGGUGGCAGGGGCCUUUGUGGCUGAGACGUCCUACGAUUGAGUGGCCCGCUCAACGCGAACCGUCGUCUCACAAUCCGACACUCAAACAAAACUCGCGCGUCACCGCGCACAUAGUCAAGCCGGUCGAAAAGUGGGAUUUAGCGGCGCGAUACUCGUCGUGA
This is a messenger RNA of Temnothorax curvispinosus, 1596 nucleotides long. RefSeq lists its product as uncharacterized. The coding region runs from base 1 to 1596 and encodes 531 amino acids. The transcript has a single exon. Lineage: Eukaryota; Metazoa; Arthropoda; Insecta; Hymenoptera; Formicidae. The record is from RefSeq and is a predicted model, not a curated record.